AUGCUCCUCCAAUCCCGUUGGCUUUCGAGCUUCCUCUUCAUCGCAUCAGCAGCUGCCUAUGCCUACCCCCCAGCGGGCCUGAAACCACGCUACCUCGCCACCGGCACGGGCAUCUCACUGCCCUCGACCAGUCCACCGCCCUAUCCCACCGGCAGCGCCAACGGAACCUCCGUCUCAACCUCCCCGACGUCCGCCUCCACAACAGCAACGCCCACCCCGACAUCAUCCGAACUCUUCUUCCUCGUCGCCGCCGACACCGGCACCGACCUCGACGGCGACUACGCCUCCAUCGGCUCCGACACCAGCGGCAACGGCCUCCUGGUCCUCUUCCUCGCCGCCGAACCGGACCAAGUGGCGUCCUUUUCGACCUUCAACAUCAACGCCGACGGCACGCUCGAGAAUGAGUUCGUCGGAGGCAUCGCGAGCAUAUUCGCCGGCUCCAAGUACGACAGUCUGCACUUCGAAAACGAGGUCUUUGUCGACGAGGCUGGGGACACGAAGUCGAUCUGCGAGGUUGUGGGCGGGGCCCUGACCUGUCAGACGGGGGCAGCGACGGUGUUCUUUGUGUGUCCGGUACAGGACAUUGAUGGAUCGUUUAUUGGCGGGACCGUGGAAGUGGGGCCGACGACGCAACCGGGGUGUACGACGCUUACUUUGCUGGCGGUGCCCGUUUAG
Molecule: messenger RNA, 675 nt
Organism: Letharia columbiana
Lineage: Eukaryota; Fungi; Ascomycota; Lecanoromycetes; Lecanorales; Parmeliaceae
Exons: 1
Coding region: 1-675 (224 amino acids)
Source: RefSeq, a predicted model, not a curated record